Temnothorax curvispinosus is the source of this 721-nucleotide messenger RNA. RefSeq lists its product as uncharacterized. Gene Ontology annotation, biological process: sensory perception of taste. The record is from RefSeq and is a predicted model, not a curated record. Lineage: Eukaryota; Metazoa; Arthropoda; Insecta; Hymenoptera; Formicidae. The transcript has 5 exons. Gene Ontology annotation, cellular component: neuronal cell body; membrane; axon. Bases 174 to 668 code for a protein of 164 amino acids.
GUUUUUCAAUACACAGGUACAUCGGCACCAGGUUUGACAAGAUAAACGAACAUUUGGAAUGUCUGUUGGUGAAAGAGGAAAAUGAAUUAAAAUGUUCACAAAGAAAAGCCAUAUCGAUCACGCGUCGAUAUAACAUAUGUACUCACAAUUACAAGCGCGUGGUGUGGACUUCAAUGCAUCUUCAUUUGGAAUUGUAUCAAAUCGUUCGCCAAUUAAACGUAAUGUUUGGAAUACAAAUUACUAUGGAAUUAGGAGCCUAUAUGAUAUUAAUAAUAAGACUAUCUAACUACAUUUACUUACAUAUAAAAACAAAAGGUCGUUUCAUAGUUACAUCACUCGAUUGGUUGUACCUUUCUUACUGGAUAUUCUUACAUGUGGCUAAGAUCUUUUUCUUUAAUUAUAUCUGCGAAACUGUUAGUGCUAAGUCUAAUAAAAUAAAAGGAGUACUUCAUCAAUUGACAGACCUUCACCAAUAUACUGAUAUUCGUGACGAGAUACAUCAGUUUACAUUACAAAUGAUAUAUCAUCCGUUGAAGUUAACAGGACUGGGUCUUUUCUAUUUUGGCAAUAGUUUUCUACGAAAAUUUGUCAUUACAAUUGCAACAUUUAUUAUCAUUAUAAUGCAGAUGUCUCCUAUACCAUUCAUUGCACAAGGUGCAAUAUGGUGAACAAUUAAAUAAGAAUCGUCGUCUUUAAAAUAUAUUUUGUUGUGAUUAAUAAA